GCGUGGCUCGACUUGAGCUGCCGCUCCGACCAGCUACAACUUCUCCGCUGCCUCGUCGUCAAUGUGACGCAAGACCAAAACACCAGCCGCAGCAAUAGCAGCGCACCCGGCUCGGGAAUGGCUCUGGAACGGGGCAAGUACGACUUCUACAUCGGCCUAGCUUUGGCCGUCAGCUCCAGCGUCUUUAUCGGAGGCAGCUUCAUCCUCAAGAAGAAGGGGCUGCUGCGUUUGGCUAGGAAGGGAUCCAUGCGAGCGGGCCAGGGCGGUCAUGCGUAUCUGAAGGAGUGGCUUUGGUGGGCUGGUUUACUCUCAAUGGGUGCGGGUGAGGCCGCCAACUUUGCAGCGUACGCCUUCGCCCCUGCUACUUUGGUCACCCCACUGGGCGCCCUCAGCGUACUAGUCAGCGCGGUGCUGUCGUCGUACUUUCUGACCGAGCGUUUGAACCUUCACGGCAAGCUGGGAUGUCUGCUGAGCGUGCUGGGUUCUACCACUAUGGUCAUCCACGCCCCCAAGGAGGAGGAAAUAAGCAGCCUGGAGAGCAUGGCGGAGAAACUGGUUGACCCAGGCUUCUUCGUCUUCGCCGCGUUGGUGGUGACCGUAGUCCUGACGUUGAUCCUAGCGGUGGCGCCUCGCCACGGCCACACCAACAUCCUGGUCUACAUCAGCAUCUGCUCGCUCAUCGGCUCUCUGUCGGUGUCGUGCGUCAAAGGCUUGGGCAUCGCCAUCAAGGAGGCGCUGGGCGGCGUCAACGUAGCGCGCGUCCCUCUUUUCUGGCUCCUCCUUUUAGGCUUGGUGUCUUGCGUGGGGACGCAGAUCAACUUCCUCAACAAGGCCUUGGACAUUUUCAACACCUCGCUGGUGACGCCCAUCUACUACGUCUUCUUCACCACGUCGGUGCUCACCUGCUCGGCGGCGCUCUUCAAGGAGUGGCGGCGCAUGGACGCGGCUGACGUCAUCGGCACUCUGGCCGGUUUCCUCACCAUAGUGGUGGGUAUAUUCCUCUUGCACGCAUUCAAGGACGUCAGCGUCAGUUUGGCCCAGCUCGUCGCCACCGUGCGGAAGGAGCAGAGAAACGGCGGCGCCACCGCAUACCCCGAAGCUAACGGGACGUACCAACUCCUGCGGAACGGCGGGGACGCAGACGAAGAGCGCGACAUGCCGUUCGACGCGGUUUCUAGGCGAAACGGGAACUUGGCAUCGUAG
Nerophis lumbriciformis (worm pipefish) is the source of this 1203-nucleotide messenger RNA. The record is from RefSeq and is a predicted model, not a curated record. Lineage: Eukaryota; Metazoa; Chordata; Actinopteri; Syngnathiformes; Syngnathidae.